AUGAUGGCAGCGGCCAUGGUCGCAGCAAGCGUCGCUGCACCAAACCCUGCAGUUGCAGAGGUUCCGAAGCUCUCCUUCUUUGGCCUGGGCGGCGGGGUGUCCGACGUGUACAACCAGAACGACAACCCCGUGAACCCUUACUCGCAGUUCAGCGAAGUGGGUUCCGACAGCGUGUACAAGGGCCGAAGCGAGGAGGAGGUGAACCGAAGGAAGAAGGCUCUCACGGCUGGCCUGGUCCGCUUCGAGAAGACACCAGAGUACAUCAAGACUAAGCAGGCGCAGAACCUGAAGUCAAAUCUGCUCGUUGCCACCACCCUGAAGCAGGACAUGCUCUACUUCUCUGGAGCGGAGGGCUCGCCUGCCUGGGAGAAGGCCAAGGACUUCUCCCAGAAGGUCUCGACCAUGGGUGUGGACGGCCAGAACAAGGAGUGGGGCCGCGCUGCGCAGGACUACCAGGCUGCUGACGAGAUCCUGAAAGAGUGGAAGGAGCUCGCAAAGCUCUGA
Molecule: messenger RNA, 504 nt
Organism: Symbiodinium pilosum
Lineage: Eukaryota; Dinophyceae; Suessiales; Symbiodiniaceae
Source: the annotation of a GenBank genome assembly